GCCACUGAUGGGCCCCGACCUCACCAAGAUGGCGCCAGGCCCAUGCCAAGCCCUUCUCAAAAUGGCGACGCAGAUCUUCCGGUCCUCCCAAAGAUGGGAUGAAAUGCAAUUUCCGGUCCUUACCAAGAUGGCGACAAGAGCAUUUCCGGUCCUGCCCGUGUGGGCGAUCAGACUUCUUCCGGUCCUUCCCAAGAGGGCGAAGGAAACGGUUCCGCCCCUCUCAAAGAUGGCGGCCAUGUUGUUCACGGCCCUUCACAAGAUGGCGGCGAGGCCUUUCCUCGCCGCGGUGCUCUGGGACGGCCGGAGCGGGGCUUGGGGCGCACCCGGGAGGACUCGUGGCAGGUCCGGGAGGUUCGGUCACGCCUGCGCGUGCUUUUAACGCAUUUCGAAGCCGCUUUUUUGCGCACAUCGCCGCUCCCCGACGUCCCCAAAAUGGCGGCGCCACAGUGUCACUCCCUCCCUAAGAUGGCGGCCCCCGGCGCUUCCCGCCCUUUUUCCGCCGUGGAGGCCGGAAGCCGCCUCAGGGCACUUCCGGUUCCCUCACGCGCGCCUCCCUCACGAAAUGGCGGCGGCCGAAUCGUUCCUCGCCUUCAACCCGCGGGCCGGGCCGGCCCCGCCGCCGCCUCCCGGCGCCGCUCCCGCGGGCCCCGCAACCGCAAGAAGGGCUGGAAGCGCUGGAGCGGCCCCGAGGCGCGGCUGGGCCGCGAAAUCGGCGAUUUCCUGGAGGAUGUGGGGCUGCAGGAGCGGACCGCGGGGGGCCUGAUCUCGGAGCAGCCCAACGAGGGCCUUUUCUUCCUGGACACCGGGAGCGCCCCCAAAAGCCGGCCCCAGAAGAAGAAGCCCCCCCAGAAGCCCCUGCACGUGGACCUGGUGCUGCAGCCCCUCUCCAAGGUGCCCCCCCCAAAAAACGUCUGUGCCCACCAGAUCCCGCACUCGCGGCACGAGCGGCGCCGCCGGCGGUUCUGGGCGCGGCGCGGGCGGCUCCCGGGGGGGGAGCGGCGCCUGCGCGCCCGCCUGGCCCGGGGGGGCUCCGGGGCCCCCCAGAAACCCCCCGAGCUCGGCCGCUCUGACCCCCAGCGGCCCUUCUACGACAUCUGGGGGGAGCACAACCCCCUGGACGCCCUGGCCGGGCAGGACCCCUGGUACCUGCAGCAGACCAAGAGGCUGAGGGUGCAGCGCCCCCCCCGGCUCCAGGCCAAGCCCUCGCCCCUCCCCCCCGUGGAGGUCAUCGGCCAGGGGGGCUCCUACAACCCCCCCUUCAGGAGCAGGCAGGACCUGCUGCUGCGGGCGCUGGAGGUGGAGGUGAGGAGGAGGAGGGAGGAGGAGAAGGUGGAGAGGAGGCUGAAGGUCACCGAGGAGCCGCCCUCGCAGGAGGCCGUGCUGCGGGAGCAGCUGCAGGGGCUGCUGGAGGAGGAGGAGGAGGAGCAGCAGGACGAGGAGGAGGAGGAGGAGGAAGAGCAGGAGCCGCCCCGAAAACGGGAACAGCCCGGCCGGAAAACGGAGAAACAGCGGCGCAGGGAGAAGGAGCAGAGGGAGAAGGCCGGUGCCCGUGCCCGUGCCCGGGCAGCCCUGCAGAGGCAGCAGGGGCUGUUCCGGCUGCGCGCGCUGCGCCGGGCGCUGCGGCUCAGGGACGCGGAGCUGCGGCGCCGGCGGCUGCUGCGGGAUCGGCGCCGGCGCCUGCGGGAAACGGCCCCGAAGCGCCUGGGACGGCUCCGGUACGAGGAGGCCGGGCCCGAGGUGCAGCUGAGCGAGGAACUCCCAGAGUCCCUGCGGAGCCUGCGGCCCGAGGGGAGCGUGCUCCGGGAUCGCUUCAAGAGCCUCCAGAGGAGGAACAUGAUCGAGCCCCGCGAGAGGCCAAGUGAGUUCCGGCGCCGUUACCGGGUGAAGUACGUGGAGAAAAGAUCCUUCCGGGAAGUGACGUGA
Vidua macroura (Pin-tailed whydah) is the source of this 1923-nucleotide messenger RNA. It is a transcript of the gene NOP53, whose product is annotated as NOP53 ribosome biogenesis factor. Gene Ontology annotation, cellular component: nucleolus. Gene Ontology annotation, biological process: ribosomal large subunit assembly; rRNA processing. The record is from RefSeq and is a predicted model, not a curated record. Gene Ontology annotation, molecular function: 5S rRNA binding. Lineage: Eukaryota; Metazoa; Chordata; Aves; Passeriformes; Viduidae.